Knipowitschia caucasica is the source of this 1560-nucleotide messenger RNA. The record is from the annotation of a GenBank genome assembly. Lineage: Eukaryota; Metazoa; Chordata; Actinopteri; Gobiiformes; Gobiidae.
AUGAGGAUGGAGAGGAGGAUGCCCGCUGGGUGGUCCUCGCUUUGUGCCAGCACUCCUCCCGGACGGGCGGUGCACACGCUCAGCAGCUGCAGAGGACCCGGCGAGCACCCAACAGAGCUGCUAAUUGAUGAAAAAAACACCUCGGAGAAAGUGGGGGUCACAAGUGACGUUGGAAACUACUAUUACGGCCAGGGCCAUCCUAUGAAGCCUCACAGGAUUCGUAUGACCCAUAACCUCCUCCUAAACUAUGGACUGUACAGGAAAAUGGAGAUCUAUAGACCACACAAAGCGAGUGGAGAAGAGAUGACCAAAUACCACAGUGAUGAUUACAUUAAGUUUCUCAGGUCCAUUCGACCAGACAACAUGUCGGAAUACAGCAAGCAGAUGCAAAGAUUUAAUGUAGGAGAGGAUUGUCCUGUGUUCGAUGGACUUUUUGAAUUUUGCCAGCUCUCGACGGGUGGCUCUGUUGCUGGAGCCGUGAAGCUGAAUAAGCAACAGACAGACAUUGCCAUUAACUGGGCAGGUGGGCUUCAUCACGCCAAGAAAUCUGAAGCGUCUGGGUUUUGUUAUGUGAAUGACAUCGUCCUGGCCAUUUUGGAGCUGUUAAAGUAUCAUCAGAGAGUGCUGUAUAUAGACAUUGACAUUCAUCACGGUGAUGGAGUGGAGGAGGCCUUCUACACCACAGACCGGGUCAUGACUGUGUCCUUCCACAAAUACGGGGAGUACUUCCCUGGUACUGGAGACUUGAGGGAUAUUGGAGCAGGAAAAGGGAAGUAUUAUGCAGUAAACUAUCCUCUGCGGGAUGGCAUUGAUGAUGAGUCCUAUGAAGCCAUCUUUAAACCUAUUAUGGCCAAGGUGAUGGAGAUGUACCAACCGAGUGCCGUAGUUCUUCAGUGCGGAGCAGAUUCCCUCUCAGGAGACAGAUUGGGUUGUUUUAAUUUAACUAUCAAAGGCCAUGCCAAAUGUGUGGAAUAUAUCAAAAGUUUCAAUCUUCCUCUGCUGAUGCUCGGAGGGGGUGGCUAUACCAUCCGUAAUGUGGCCCGCUGCUGGACUUAUGAAACCGCAGUAGCCCUGGACUCCUCCAUCCCCAAUGAGCUGCCCUAUAAUGACUAUUUUGAAUACUUUGGGCCUGACUUCAAACUGCACAUCAGCCCGUCCAACAUGACCAAUCAAAACACCAACGAAUACCUGGAGAAGAUAAAGCAGCGUCUUUUUGAAAACCUCCGCAUGCUCCCACAUGCCCCUGGGGUCCAGAUGCAGCCCAUCCCAGAGGAUGCCCCACACCCUGACAGUGGAGAUGAGGAGGAGGAGGACCCUGACAAACGGGUUUCGAUUCGUGCCCACGACAAGAGGAUAGCGUGUGAAGAGGAGUUCUCGGACUCUGAAGAUGAAGCAGAAGGGCAGGGAGGCGGGCGUAGGAAUGCAGCCAACCACAAGAAGGCCAAGCGGGUAAAGAAGGAAGACGAUAAGGAAGGAGAGGAAAAGAAAGAAGUAAAAGAGGAGGAGAAGGACAUGGACAAGAUGGAUACAUCUGGACCAAAAGAAGAGGUGAAGACUUGA